AUGAAGCUUUCACUCAACAUGGGCGCCCUUGCGGCUUCCAAGCAAUCCGAAGAAAAGACUUCCUCUCAACAACCACCAACUUCUGAAGAUGAGAGUGUGAGUAGUUACAGCAGUGAUCAAGAAUCAGAAAGAGAAAGCACUAGGAAUAGUAGUAAUCGGAUGGAUACAAGUGCAGAUGAGGCUCCAAAAAUCCAACAACCUUCUCCUCUCCUUCAGAAACGUCCAAGUUUCUCUCUCAACCUGAAAGGAAUCGGUAACAAUGCAAUUACCGAUUCUUCAAAUAGUAUUUUACCAAAGGGGCAUGAAAUUGAGGAUGAUGAUUUGAAAGAAACUACCGGAUCUCGAGAUCGGUCAGUAAAUCCCUCGUCAUCAUCACUUCCUAAAUUUAAUUUACAAAUGACAUCAUUACCUGUAUCAGAUAACGCCUCAUCAGCAAAUUCUUUAGCAAAAGGCGAAUCUAUACUACAGGUACCUGUAGAUUUAAUUGUUCCGAAUUUAUGUACAGUCAAUUUAAAUAGUUCUCAAAAUAUUGAAAGCGUUCUUUCUCAAAUUGAGAGCGAUCUAAACCCCAUUAAGCGCGAAGAUUUGGAAUUAUUUAUUUUAAAGCCAGUAACAUCUAUUGAAGAUAUCAAAGAUGCCAAUUCUCUCGUUUGUAAAACGAAACAAAUGACUUUCAAUGUGGCAACCUUAUCCUCAUUGUCUAAGCAAAAUCAAGAGCUCAGAGUGAAGCAUGAUAAAACAAGUACUGCUCUUCUCAAUCUUUCUAAAGAAAAUGAAGAAAUGAGAGCGAGGAUUGAGGAACUCGAAAAACAAAAGGAAGAUGCCAGAAAACUUGUUGAACAGUUGCAAAACCAGCUGAAAACAUUAACACAAAACAUACAAAAUUGA
Molecule: messenger RNA, 888 nt
Organism: Naegleria fowleri
Lineage: Eukaryota; Heterolobosea; Eutetramitea; Acrasida; Naegleriidae
Exons: 2
Coding region: 1-888 (295 amino acids)
Source: RefSeq, a predicted model, not a curated record